Molecule: messenger RNA, 1064 nt
Organism: Chaetomium fimeti
Lineage: Eukaryota; Fungi; Ascomycota; Sordariomycetes; Sordariales; Chaetomiaceae
Exons: 5
Coding region: 125-694 (189 amino acids)
Source: RefSeq, a predicted model, not a curated record
GAAGUGGCGGAUUCCUUUUUCAAAUCCGGCAAACCACCCGAGAUUAAUUAGCGUCCACGAUUCCAGAUUUCACCGCACUCCUCUCGACGCCGAAACAUUUGAUCUUUCCCUGUUGACAUUCACCAUGGCGGCAACUCAAAAAGAACUCCAACAGGUUGACGACGAGGAACCGAAGCCAGGCUCCGAGUUAACAAGCCAGAUCGUGGACGAGCUGCGUCAGAAGCCCUACAACAAGCUCGCUGCUUACCUCGCCGCUCACGAUGUCAUCCAACGUCCGUUUGAGCCCGCUUCCUAUCUCUCGGGUGACGAGACAGUCGAGGCUACAUGGAACCUUGAUCGACCUGAGCGAGCGAUGGCGCUGGCUGUUUAUAUUUUCGAGGAGGGCAAACAGGAGAAACCGAACUGCAAGAAAUGCAGCAAAAGUAUUGGGCCGCUCCCUGCCCCUGUGUGUUUUGUCCCUAGCAGCGAUGUCUUGGGCGGAGCAUGCACCAAUUGCGCCUAUUCUGGCCGCCGUCUUGGAUGCAGCUUUGUUCAAGAGGAGGAAGCCCGGCGCGUGGAAAAAGAGAGAGGGAAGAAACCGAAGAUCCAGUCACUGACAUCGGUUCUUCUUCAACAUAUGUCCUUUUCUGAGCUCGAGGAAUUGCAGCGCCUGCUGCGUGAUGCGCUUGAGCGCCGCCGGAACUCAGGGGGUUAAUGAAGGUUGGGGAAAAGGUUUUAAACCCAGUUUGAUGCAACUUCGUGUUGUGCAGCACCGCCCCCAUAGUUAUGCAUGAAGGAUGGUCGAGUCACAUCUCACUAACACUGAUACAUGAUGUCUGUUGAUCCCUUGCUACCCAUGAGUCACAGUUAGCUCAGAAGAUUACUUAUAUGACUACCAGCCCUCACUCAAGCCAGGCCUCAUACUUCUUCAUUGAUUGUAACCAAGCUAGGCACAAUGGCUUCUCAAGCAAACAACGGGCCACAAGAGGCCACUACUGCUAUGGCAGCAAUUAAGCUUGACAAGAAAGGUGUGUAUGGUUCUGGAAUCUCCGAGUUCUUCCUAGUCAGUGGUUAAUCAUUCUCUC